Messenger RNA from Radiomyces spectabilis, 1840 nucleotides. Its product is annotated as organic solute transporter Ostalpha-domain-containing protein. The record is from RefSeq and is a predicted model, not a curated record. Gene Ontology annotation, molecular function: transporter activity. Gene Ontology annotation, biological process: transport. The coding region runs from base 330 to 1748 and encodes 472 amino acids. Lineage: Eukaryota; Fungi; Mucoromycota; Mucoromycetes; Mucorales; Radiomycetaceae. The transcript has 3 exons.
CGUGGAUAUCUCGUCAACAAAUGUCACACAACUCGGAUUUAAGACGUUUGCGGUUUGAUGCGAUCUCAGCCCAACACACCACUUUACUGCGCCUACGAUAAAUGUCGGCUACGGAGCAAUGUCCUACGACAGGACACUUGGGCGAGAAUGGAUUGUAAGAAAAACAAGACAUUGGAUGCAACCUUUCAUGAACUCAAUUCACAUUGUUUAGCAACCCUGAUUUCGAUUUAAAACAAUUGGUUUUGAAUCCGAGGUAAGCAUCAUACACGAAAUAGGAAAAAAGACAGGAUCGGUUCCAUUGGCAACUGACCGUCUGAAUUAGUUCCACCAUGCAUGUGUGGGGUUGGCUAUCUUCGGGAUUUCUCGUUCUUGUCACCAUCACGCUUGCGGCGCACACGAUCUCUGAACAUCUUCAUCACUACUGCCACAGCGACAUUCAGCGUCACAAAGUACGGGUGCUGGCUUACCCGCCAGUGUACGCUAUUAUGGCAUGGUUGUCGUACCUACGAUACGAUUAUGAAACGGUGAUCAUGUUUUUUGCCAGUUUAUUCGAAUCGUUUGCCGUCUACAACCUUUAUGUCUGCUUGCAAGCUUAUUUGCAGUCAUACCGCGAUAAAUACCAAGGACAGAAAAUCCCAGUCUCUACCAAAGUGUUUGGUAUUUACCGAUUCAAGCUAAAGUCCAAGUUUGGCCUUCACUUUCGCGUGAUCACGGAUAUUCUUGUCGUCCAAUUUCCGAUCUGGAACAUAUUGUCAGCCAUUAUUUCGAUUGCCGCUCAAAUCAAUGGCAUUUAUUGCGACGGCCAGUUCACAUUCAAGGGAGCUUAUCUGUAUUUGGCCGCCCUGGAUUUCAUUUCUUUAUCAAUCAUCUUGAUGGCCUUGUUUACCUAUCUUUCGGUAUUCGAUGAUGAGUGGAAAGACGGACGAAUUCGAGCUCAUGGGAUGUUUUGGUGUGUAAAGGGCCCCAUCAUGGUGAUCUUUUAUUUCGGGGACGUGCUGUUGUCGGUAUUAUCCUAUUUUGAUGUGAUCCAAGAUAAGCUGCCGUCUCACGGUGGUGGCACUUACUGGCCUGCGGCAGCGAUCAAAAACGGCUACUAUGUUCUAAUGAUCUGUGCUACGAUGGUCAUUGUGGCCAUUUUGAUGCAACGGUAUUUUGGGCUCGAUGACAGUGAUAUACUGGUGGAGAAACCGACGCAUUCAUACAUGGCUGCCUUUGUGGAUGGCUAUCUGGCUUUCAUCCCUCAGUUUCUCUUGAGUGUGUUUGUAUGCGGCGGAGACACGGUAGUUCUGGCCAAGAAACGUAUGCGUUUAAGGAAGCAACGCAGACUAAGUGAAGACGAACAUAAAUUGCUCACACCAGAGGAUGUGGAUCCUGAGCCAAUCUCAGACAUGCCUGAAAACUAUGCGAAAAUUCUGAGCCGAUCCGAGCCUGCCUACAGCAACAAGCUGUACGCUGAUUACGAUGAACCACCCAUACGAUCUCGACACUUUAAUGCUCUACCUCUUGAACCGCUUGGAUCGUUACCCAGCCUUCCUUCCGAAAAUUUGCCGGCACCACUGUCACCCAAAUCACCGCCAGUACGAGCAAGUUCGCUACCACCCGACACAUCCAACGCUUCUUUGUCCAUUCCAGCUCUUCCGCCUCCACCCGCACCAAUGCAAUCACGCACAUUAUCGCACAAUGAUGACUUUACCGCUGCAGCUACCAGUCAUUCCACCCAUUUCAAUCCUCACACAUCGAAUCAUUAAAUCCAGUCCGCUCUAUAUAUUGUAUUCUAUUUGCAUCAUGUUUAUGCUUGGUCAUGCAUGUUGCACUGUAUAAUAAAUAACCUAGUUUUUCC